Musca vetustissima is the source of this 1380-nucleotide messenger RNA. Its product is annotated as zinc carboxypeptidase-like. The transcript is spliced from 5 exons. Gene Ontology annotation, molecular function: zinc ion binding; metallocarboxypeptidase activity. Gene Ontology annotation, biological process: proteolysis. Bases 1 to 1380 code for a protein of 459 amino acids. NCBI's taxonomy places the organism in Eukaryota, Metazoa, Arthropoda, Insecta, Diptera, Muscidae. The record is from RefSeq and is a predicted model, not a curated record.
AUGAAGUUGUCGGGUCUUGUAGUGUUUGUGGGCUUGUUUGUGGCCACCACAUUGGCGGCCGGAGAACCUGGUAUGGUCCGUUAUGACGAUUUCAAAGUCUAUAAAAUCUACAUAAAAAAUGAACAACAAUUAAAUGAGUUGAAAAAAUUGCGAGAUAUUUUACCGGUUCGAUAUUUGAAUGAAAUCACUGCGGCGGAGAAUAGCUACGACGUGACCAUUGAUCCACACAAUCAAGCGAAAUUUGAGGAACAAUUGAAAUAUUAUGAAAUGGAAUAUCGUGUAACCAUUGAGGAUUUGCAAAGAGUAAUAGAGGACAGUCUUCCCAGGGCGCGUAGCACUGGCAUGAGUUGGGAUAAAUUUCACAAUUUGGAGGAUAUUUAUAAUUUUGUCGACAACCUAACUGUCUCAUUUCCGGAUUUAAUUACACCCUACACCUUUGGCUAUUCUUAUGAAGGAAGACCAAUGAAGGCGGUGAAAAUUUCCUAUAAACCAAAUAACAAAGCUAUCUUCAUUGAAAGUCAAAUGCAUGCCAUCGAAUGGAUUUCUUCAGCGACCAGUACCUGCUUCUUCAAUAAGCUAUUGAAUUCCAACGAUGAAAAUCUACGCAAAUUACUAAUGAAUUACGAUUGGAUAUAUGUACCCGUGGUGAAUCCUGAUGGUUUUGUGUACACCCACACGGUAGAACGUCUGUGGCGUAAAAAUCGCAAGCCCACUGGUUUCUCCAACUCAUCGGGUAUAUGUUAUGGUACCGACUUGAAUCGUAAUUUUGGCUACGAAUGGGGUGCAUUGUCGGCAUGGAAUUUCAAUGAGCCCUGUGAUCAUUGGUAUGGUGGCUCCCAACCGGACUCGGAACCAGAAGUUAUUAAUAUGCAGAAAUUUAUUAAUUCCUUCCCCGAUGAUUACAUUAAAAUGUAUGUACCCUUCCAUUCGUAUGGUAAUUUGGUUUUACUCCCCUAUGGCCAUACAAGUGAUAUCUUUCCACCCAACUAUGAUCAGAUGAUGCGAAUUGCUAAGGCUUUUGCGGAUGCGGCUAAAGUGAAAUAUGGCACCGUAUUCAAAUAUGGUUCGACGGGAACAAUUAAUAUAUCUGGUUAUGUGUCUGGAGCAUCCAAAGAUUGGGCAUAUGGUGUCAAGAAAAUCCCCUAUACUGGUACCAUUGAAUUGCGCGAUUAUGGUGAAUAUGGAUUCUUCCUGCCGCCCAAUCAAAUCAAAGAAGUGUGCGAGGAGGUUACAGAUGGUCUUAUUGCAAUGGUUGCAGCCGCUGAAAAAGAAGAGCUAUUUAGGAAUUCUGGUCCAAAGAAUAUUGUUUCCAUUGUCAAUCAUCUGAAUCACUGGAAAAUACGUGACAGUUCUGUGGAACGUUUGCAAUAUAUCCGUUAG